AUGUCGGCAGAUAUACCCGUACCCACAACGCAACAUAAUAUUGAUAUCCCUUCGACCGGAUGUGGGGGUCCGGAUCUUCCCAAGUGCACGGAAGAUCAAGGUUCUUCAGCUGCUGAAACCAACAGCACGAAUAGAAUGUCCAGUAAUGACGAGCGUUGGAACUACGUUUUGGCUACUGAAAUAUUACCUAAAGCCGAUUACGAGGUACAGGAGGUCGACAUCGAUGAAGAGAACAACUCCGAAGAUGACUUCUAUUCCUCCCAAAUGUGGGAAGGGUAUAGGUUGAAGCACGAACCUCGGUCGCAUUUUAUCUGGCAGCAUAGUACAGACACACUAUUCGCACUUGCAAUUGACGGAUCAGUUUACGGUUUUUCCAUAGAUUUCGAGUGCGGUUAUCUUAUUUCGGAUACGAUUGAGGGUGCAAUAUCGUAUCUUUCGGUUCCUGGUACAAGAGCGAAGGGGCCAGCAAGGCCGCCUUGGGGCCCAUAUGAUAUCAAUGCCGAAGAUAUGUUUGGGGACAAGUUUGGCGAUGAAAACUAUGAUUCUGGAAUAGAUGAUUGCGAUUCUGAAUCCGAAUGCGACUAG
Messenger RNA from Morchella sextelata, 585 nucleotides. RefSeq lists its product as uncharacterized. The record is from RefSeq and is a predicted model, not a curated record. The transcript has a single exon. NCBI's taxonomy places the organism in Eukaryota, Fungi, Ascomycota, Pezizomycetes, Pezizales, Morchellaceae. The coding region runs from base 1 to 585 and encodes 194 amino acids.